CCCUGAUUUAGGAGCUCUUCAAGUCUGAAGAGACACACAGAGGGUGACGUAACCCGCUUUACGUCACGGUCAGCUGUUCGAUGAGGAAGUAAACAACAGUCAACUGAACAGACAACACGACGGAGAAAGGACCGGCUCUCCAAAUGACGUCUCUGAUUUGCACUUUACAAGACCAUGGAGACGAUGUCAACUGGUGUGCAUUCACUGCCAAACUGUUAGCCACGUGUUCUGGGGACAAAACUGUCAGGAUAUACAACACCUGUGACUUCUCGGAGCUGCCCUUCUCACCACUGUCAGGACAUGGCUACAGCGUCCACUGCUGCUGCUUCAGCACCUGCGGACAGUUCCUCGCCUCAUGUUCGACUGAUGCAACAACACUGGUCUGGUCCAUGGACACGGGUGAGAUCGAGGCCGUCUUGGAGCAUCCUGGUCGCAGUCCUGUGAGGAUCUGCGCGCUCUCUCCUGACUCUGCCCACCUGGUUUCUGGUGCAUCUGAUGGGACUUUGGCUCUGUGGGAUUUCCCCUCCAAACAGCUGCGCAGGACCGGAGCAGUGAAUGACACGACACUGGUGGCCUGCUCCUUCAGCCCCUGCAGUCAGGUGUUCAUGACCGGCUCCACCUAUGGAGACCUGCGUCUGUGGGACCUGGACAUGAACCAGCUCCAUGCGGAGAAAAAUGCCCACGACCUGGGGGUCACCUGCUGCACCUUCGCUCCCACCAUCCUCAGUGGUGGUCAAGUUGUGCAGUUUCAUCUGGCAUCCUGUGGGCAAGACAGUCUCCUCAAGAUCUGGGCCAUUAACAAGUUCAACUCUGGAGCCUAUAAAAUGCAGCUCCUGCACACAUUAACUGGCCAGUCGGCUCCGGUCCUCUCCUGUGCGUACUCCUCAGAUGGGCAGCUGCUUGUGUCUGGCUCAGUGGACAAAACUGUUACAGUCUAUGAUGCUAAAAAUGCAGUUUUGCUUUACACACUGAACCAGCACGAGAGGUAUGUGACGGCAUGUUCCUUCUCUCCAACUUCACCACUAAUUGCUACAGGAUCUAUGGAUAAGACUGUAAACAUCUGGAGGCUGGAGGAUGAAUGCAGUGGCCAUGGUGGGAAGUCGUUGCCUGUUUCAGAGAAGUCUACUCUGACAUCAAGUGAAGGGAGAACGUCAGUGGGCCGAUCGAAGCUGCUGGUCAGCGAUUGGUCAGAAGUGGACGUGUCAGCGUGGCUGGUGGAGGAAGGCCUCGGGGGAUUGGUGGACAAAUUCACGGCCAACAACAUAGAUGGGACAGAGCUGCUCAGUCUCACCAAGGAAACACUGGCGUCAGAGCUGCACAUAGAGUCAGUAGGCCUGCGCAGUAAACUCUUGAGGAAGGUGGAGGAGCUGAAGAGUGAUUCAGUGUGUUCAGGCAUUCCUGAUGAGUUCCUUUGUCCAAUCACCAGAGAGCUGAUGAGGGAACCAGUCAUUGCUGCUGAUGGAUACUCAUAUGAAAGAGAGGCCAUAGAGAGCUGGAUCAACACCAAGAACCGCUCCAGCCCCAUGACCAACCUCCCCUUACUUACCACGCUGCUCACCCCUAACCACACCCUGAAGAUGGCUAUUGGCCGCUGGAAGACCAGCCACUAGCAUCCAAAAGAUCACUGACCCACAGUGCCCCAAAUAUUUUCCCUAAAGUAGACAGAAACCAGAAUACAGUGCUCACAAGGAUGCCACAGCAUUCCAAGAACAGGUGUGUCUGAUUUUAUUCAGUUUGAGGCAUCUGAACACUGUGGGAGUAGUUUCUUCAUUGGCACUCAUUUGUAAAGCUGCAAUUUUUGACCACCGGGGAGCAGAAAAGCAAAAUCGUAGCAGCUUAAAUGUACUUUCAGCUUAAAAAAAAAAAAAAAAAAAAAAAAAAAAAGCUCUUAAAAACCCACUGUACACUACCUGCUCAGCACCAAACAGUAGACAGACACAGUUAGCGACAAACUGAUGAACAUAGAGGAGCAUUUAGCAGCUAAAGAGCCAGAUAUUUCCCUCAGGAGUGCGUUAAUAUUGGAUUUACAUUUACAUUCAACAGGUGGCUAGAGACACAGCUCCAAAUGAAUAAUCCGUAACUGCUGCAUGUGUAAAUAAGCAACUGUUUGCUAACAAGUUGGCCAAAUCACCUUAAAACGUGAUGAUAUGUCAGUGUUGUGUUCACAACCUGUUUCCGCUGCCCCAAGUGGCCAAAAAAAUCAGUUAUUGCAGGUUUAAUAUUCACAAGCCUUACAUUUAAGGCUUGUCUGCCAACUCCUCAGAAACAUACCUUAGUACUCUUUGCCUUGCUAAAUGUUAGACUUUCUCAACUCAUUUACUUUAGCUUUAGAAAGCAAGCGAUUUGUUUCGGCUGAUAAUGACCAGUUUUCUGGUCUGUGCUGUACAGAAAACACAUAAUGAUAAAAAAAUAACAUGUCUGCAACACUGUAGGCUCCUAAUUAAAUAAAAAUUAUAAAGUGCACGUUUUGAUUACUUAAUCUUCAUCAAGUUCACAAUUUCUCUUGAUCUAGCUACCCACAGUACCUUAUACAGGUAGCUAUUUUGCUGAACAAAACGUUUUUAUUGAUACAUAUUACAUACAGACACUUCUGGACAAAGCACAGUGUUAAACACAGUGCUUUAUAAUGAAAAAAAAAAAAACUUUGAUUGGGAGGCCUUUAGUGUUGCGUGCAUUUUUUAUUUAUUACUUUUUAUUGACUGAUUAACCAAAAAAACGAUGAGCUGUAAGUGUCUGAAAGCUACAAAGAACUUCAGACUGGAGUGUUGAUUUGCAGUUGGAUCAGCAAUACUAACAACCCUUAGAAAUAUAGCUUAAUGGGGCUUUAAUUGAAAAUUAGUAAUGUUGGUUAUCACACUGAAAAGACUAUCGGCAGUUAAGCAUUACAUAUAUGUGUCUUAAGAUUGUCUGAACAUUGCAGGACCUUGCUUAUAGUUUAGGGUUGACUUCCCUGUACAAGCUAACAUCCGGCUUUUAAUGAAAUGAAUGACGAUAAUGAAAACAUUUCCGCAAUAUUCAGAAAUUGCAAUGUCCAUAUUUUUAUACAAGUAGUUUAUUCUGAUGGCUUGGUUAAAUGUCAGUUUAGAUAAGUUAGGUUGUACUGUGAAAUACCUUUUAUCCAUCCAUACACACUCUAAAGCUUAGGCAACAUUUUAUAGAUUAUACUGUGAAAGAAGUAGAAGUAGUAGUAGAAGAAAUGUAGUCCUCCAUUAAUAUUUUAUUAUACCACAAUAAUAAUGUGGUACCAUUCUGUAAUCCAUAGUAUGACUCUGAAAAGGGUAUAUGACAACUAUGGACAUACAGCAAUGUAAGAAGUCUCUUAAGAUUUGUUAUUAUUGACUGUUGCUUGUGUAAAUGAUCUCUCUGUGUCCAAACAAACCAAUAAGCACUUCAUAUGAAUAUGUCAUCUGCUAUGCAAAAAUAAAUAACAUAUACUGUGGAUAUUGAAGCAAUCCAUUAAAUAUUAGAUUAUGACAAGAAGUUUCCAACAAUGUCAUGUACAGUGCCGUUUUUUAUCAAAUGUACCAAGAAAAAGAAUCUCAAGUACACAAAGUAAUUUCUUUUGAAGCCUGUAAUGCUGACAGAUAACCACUUACAGGGCAAUAUAUAAUCUGCAAAUAUAGUGUACACCGUACAAAUAUAAAUAUUUUUUAAAAGACACUUGACAAUAGAAAUGGUCAUAUCCUGCAACUAACAGCAUGAGGUUGUUUUUAUAUUCGUGCACAAAGCUUUCUCUGACUUCUAUACUGUAUUUGAUAUAAUAAAGUUUAGACAAUAUACUA
Molecule: messenger RNA, 3782 nt
Organism: Siniperca chuatsi (mandarin fish)
Lineage: Eukaryota; Metazoa; Chordata; Actinopteri; Centrarchiformes; Sinipercidae
Gene: wdsub1
Product: WD repeat, sterile alpha motif and U-box domain containing 1
Exons: 13
Coding region: 144-1610 (488 amino acids)
Biological process (GO): protein ubiquitination
Molecular function (GO): protein binding; ubiquitin-protein transferase activity
Source: RefSeq, a predicted model, not a curated record